AUGUCUCAAAUCUUUAGUUUCUCUGGUGAGAAUGAUUUUUGCCGUCGUGGAGCAAUAUACCCAAAUCCCAAAGAAGCUAAUCUUUUGCUGUCCUUUGGUAGUCUCGUUGAUUGCUACUUCCCUCCUUGUAAGAGAUCACGCGUUGUCGCGCCUUCUUCUCCCUUCAGUGCCUUCGAGGACAAGCCAGUCUCUAUUGAUUUUCUCCCUGAAGAGUGUCUCUUUGAGAUCUUCAGGCGUUUGUCUGGACCACAAGAGAGGAGUGCUUGCGCUUCUGUCUCAAAACACUGGCUUAUGCUUGUAACUAGCAUCAGGCAAAACGAGAUCGAUGUCGUUCCUUCGAACAAAAUCGAAGAAGAUGGUGAUGAUUUUGAAGGAUGUUUAUCUAGGAGCUUAGAUGGGAAGAAGGCAACAGAUGUUAGACUAGCUUCGAUCGCUGUUGGAACCGCUGCUCGUGGAGGGCUUGGGAAGCUUUCUAUCCGAGGAAACGAUUCUUCGAGCAAGGUUUCAGAUGUCGGUCUUAGGUCGAUUGGUCGGAGCUGCGCUUCUCUCGGGUCUCUUUCGCUUUUGAACCUCUCUACUGUUACUGACAAUGGUCUCUUGGAGAUCGCUGAAGGUUGUUCUAAACUCGAGAAGCUUGAACUUAACCGUUGCUCUUCAAUCACGGACAAGGGUCUUGUAGCGAUUGCUAAGAGCUGCGAGAACUUGACUGAGCUGACAUUGGAGGCUUGUUCAAGAAUCGGAGAUGAAGGUCUGCAAGCUAUUGCAAGAUCCUGCUCCAAGCUGAAGUCAGUUUCGAUCAAGAACUGUCCUCUUGUUAGAGAUCAAGGAAUCGCCGCUCUAUUGUCUAACACCACGUGUUCCUUGACGAAACUUAAGCUUCGGAUGUUGAAUGUUACUGAUGUGUCUCUUGCUGUUGUUGGUCAUUACGGUUUGUCCGUGACUGAUCUUUCCCUCUCUGGAUUGUCGUAUGUGAGCGAGAAGGGCUUCUGGGUCAUGGGAAAUGGCGUGGGACUACAAAAGCUAAACUCUUUAACCAUCACAGCUUGCAACGGAGUGACUGAUACCGGUCUUGAAUCUGUCGGAAAAGGUUGUCCGAACAUGAAGAAGGCGAUGAUCAGUAAAUCCCCGUUGCUAUCAGACAACGGUUUGGUCGCUUUCGCUAAAGCUUCUGUAUCGUUGGAGAGUCUUUAUCUUGAAGAGUGCCACAGAGUCACCCAAUUUGGGUUUUUUGGUUCUCUUUUGAACUGUGGUACAAAGCUGAAGUCUUUCUCUCUGGUGAACUGUUUCGGCAUUAGAGAUCUAACCACGGGACUGCCUACUUCUGCUUCGACUCAUUGCUCUGCUCUGCGAUCUCUCUCUGUUCGUAACUGCCCUGGCUUCGGUGAUUCGAAUCUCGCAGCUCUCGGGAAGCUUUGCCCUGAGCUCGAGGAUAUCGAGCUUUUUGCUCUCAAGGGAGUAACAGAGUCUGGCUUUCUACAUCUAGUGCAAAACUCUCUUGUGAAGGUGAACUUCAGUGGCUGUUCAAAUUUGACAGAUACAGUGGUCUCUGAGAUCUCUGCUCAUAACGGUUGGACUCUUGAGGUCUUAAACGUCGACGGAUGCACCAAGAUCACCGACGCAAGCCUUGUCUCGAUCGCAGAGAACUGCGAGAUUCUGAGCGAUUUGGAUGUUUCGAAAUGCUCGAUCUCGGAUUCCGGAAUUCAAGCUUUGGCUUCCUCUGAUAAGCUCAGGAUCCAGAUCCUAUCCAUGGCAGGUUGCUCUAUGGUCACAGACAAGAGCAUACCAGCUCUUGUGAGGUUAGGGUCGACUCUAUUGGGAUUAAACCUCCAACAAUGCCGAUCUCUCUCUUAUUCCACUGUCGAUUUCUUAGUCGAACGGCUCUACAAAUGCGACAUCCUCUCCUGA
Molecule: messenger RNA, 1905 nt
Organism: Thlaspi arvense
Lineage: Eukaryota; Viridiplantae; Streptophyta; Magnoliopsida; Brassicales; Brassicaceae
Source: the annotation of a GenBank genome assembly